Canariomyces notabilis is the source of this 825-nucleotide messenger RNA. RefSeq lists its product as uncharacterized. NCBI's taxonomy places the organism in Eukaryota, Fungi, Ascomycota, Sordariomycetes, Sordariales, Chaetomiaceae. The record is from RefSeq and is a predicted model, not a curated record. The transcript has 2 exons. Bases 117 to 683 code for a protein of 188 amino acids.
GGGGCGAGGUCCCUCAUCAAGGUUCAAGCACGAUUUUAGCUCCCGUUAUAGUGUUGAGCCUUGCAGUAAGCCCCUCUUAAAGACGACAUCGCCACAGCCACAACACAGCCACAUAUAUGUCGCAGCGGACGGAGGGCAGGCGCCGGCAGAGAAUCCAUGGGCUGUUCAGCCGACCGAACUGGACUGCUGCACCUUAUCAUCUCAGAAAGGGAACUCUUUGUCAUCUUGGCUUCGGUUUAUCAUUUCGUUACCGUAGCCCCAACAUGUCUGAGCUGGAGGCCCAUGAUAUCCCAGUGGAAGUCGCGGACGGACUAUCGCGUGUGGAGAAACGUCUGCUCUCGGCAACCUACAAGCCGCUUCUGGAUUACAAGAUCUGUGUCGAUGAAGACGUUAUCCACGACGUGGCUCUACUCGUACGGAAUUUCGCUCAUCCUUUUCAGACGCCUUCAAACCAGCAUCUUACAAGCUACGAGGUGCGCGCUACCGUAGUGCACUUCGACGAACCAGCCAAGAUACCGAUCCCUCCCGAAUCCAGAGCGAUCAUCGUUCCUGUAACUUGGAAUGAUAGUGCCAGGUUCGCCGGCCAGGCUCUUACCAAGGGAAGUUAUCUGGUGAUAAACAAGGAAGAGCAAGUUGAACCGGACUUUCACGCUUUGUUAUUCCUGUUCCGGCCGAAACCGUGAUCCUGGUCCAACCCUGCAGGGGACUCUGCUACCUACAGAGUACAGAGUUCGUCGCGCUCGAGGAGAUACAGAUGGAGUGGAACAUCGAAGUGCUUUUGAAAGAUCAGGUAGUCAGGAUCAUGUCAUAUGUAUGUAGGUAUGU